Messenger RNA from Myxozyma melibiosi, 1125 nucleotides. RefSeq lists its product as uncharacterized. The record is from RefSeq and is a predicted model, not a curated record. The transcript has 4 exons. Gene Ontology annotation, cellular component: THO complex part of transcription export complex. Gene Ontology annotation, biological process: mRNA processing. Lineage: Eukaryota; Fungi; Ascomycota; Lipomycetes; Lipomycetales; Lipomycetaceae. Bases 190 to 1017 code for a protein of 275 amino acids.
UUUUUGGGUCUGCGGUUUUGCUUCCCCUGGAAAUCGCUUUAAUUGAUUUAUUCUGUUCAAUAACUUAUUCUCUACUUUUAUCUAUAUUCUCUACUUUGAGUAUUUUAUUUCAUAGCCUCACAUUAUACAGAUAUCAUCUACUCUCCAAGUACAUAUCAUCAACCUCCCCUCGUGCACUUCUCCCUCGCAAUGGCUGAUAUAUACGGUACCCUCCACAUCCUCCAUCUUCUCCAAAGCACACCCCCCCCACUAACAUCCUCUUCAGACCAGGUCGUCCGCGAACGGAUAGCAAUCACAGAUGCGGCAGUCAAGCGGAUACUCACGCAGAUCCAAGCACUGCCGACCCUGCGGUUCGCAUCGCAGGACGAAAUUGAUCAAGCAAAGCAGAGAUUGGAAUCCGCGCUCUUGAAUUACGAAACGCAUUUGUAUAAAGCGCAGAGACAGAUUGAGAUUAGUGAAUCAGAAUCAGCGCACUACGCCUCCCAAUGCGAGGAAAUAAAAAUCACAUACACCCACUCCAUCGAAACCACCACCCUUCUCGACGCCGACCUCACCCGCGCCCGCGCCCGCCGCGCCGAACUAGAACAAUACGACCGCCUCGCCCGCAAAAUGCACUCAACAGACCACCUCCUCCCGCGCUCGGAACUGCUUCUCACACUCGACCGGCUGACGACGGAGAUCAGCGAGCUCGAGGCGAUCAAGACGAAGUAUGCCGAGACAUGGACGGCGCGCCGCGCGCAGUUUGAUGAGAUUAUGAACGCGCUUACGGGGAUGAGGAGGCAGAUCCAGGAUGAGAAGGAGGAGCAGGAUCGCAGAGAGGGGAUGGCGGAUGAGGAGGGAGAGGAGGAGGGGGCUAUUGCUGAGGUUGAGAGUACGCCCGUAGCUGCUCCUACUGAGAGUACGCCAGUAGCUACUCCUGUGCCGCCAACCGCUGAAUCUGUAGAGGCGGAGGGAAAGAAUGAGCCAGCAGCUGAAGCUACUGCAGAGACUGACCAGGAAAAGAUGGACAUCUCUUGAUCUUGCAUUUAAUUGCCCUUGUAUAGUACUCUAAAUGACUGUGUAACAAUAUAGCAAUACUUUUGAUUUAUUUAUUUGGUUAUUAUGUAACUUAUCCCGUUGUUAUAU